AGUGGACAUGUUGCCCUUCCGUUGAAGACAUAGCUGAGAACAUUGCGGCAAUUUGUGGAAUGGCAGGAGUACUGCUGCAUCAUUCUGCGUUAUGUGAAACAAUUGAAUAUCAUAACGCAGAUGAUACAGCUGCAUUCACAAAUGCCAUCCUCGUAGCUAGCGUGAGUACGUUGGUCUGA
Molecule: messenger RNA, 179 nt
Organism: Loa loa (African eye worm)
Lineage: Eukaryota; Metazoa; Nematoda; Chromadorea; Rhabditida; Onchocercidae
Exons: 1
Source: RefSeq, a predicted model, not a curated record